Coffea arabica (coffee) is the source of this 1635-nucleotide messenger RNA. RefSeq lists its product as uncharacterized. NCBI's taxonomy places the organism in Eukaryota, Viridiplantae, Streptophyta, Magnoliopsida, Gentianales, Rubiaceae. Gene Ontology annotation, cellular component: nucleus. The record is from RefSeq and is a predicted model, not a curated record. Gene Ontology annotation, molecular function: transcription cis-regulatory region binding.
CAUUUACCCAUUAACCCAAUACCACUGCUCCACCCACCAACCCGCCCAAGGACCAAACUGCAAUUCCCACCCCCUACGCCACACUGACCCUCCGCACCUCAUCGGCGCCUUUGGUCAUACUUUUCCCGUUAUGUCGUCGGCCCGUCGACCCUCACCUGCUUCUGCUUCCCAUUCUCCUCCUCCUCCUCCUCCUCUCAACUCCACCUCCCCUUCCUCCUCCUCCACCACCACCACUACCACAUCCCACCAUUCCCCACCCAUGUCCGACGAAGACGACGGCGGCUUACCCCCAACUUCCACCAACACCAACCCGACCACCCCUCCUUCUCCCUCCCCCUCCCCCCCUCCUCCCCCCUCCUCUUCAGCUGACAUAUUCCCUCCCCACCCACCUCCCCGUCCAUCAACAACAACUAAAGCUACGUCAUUCCCGAUUCGAGAGGACUGUUGGUCGGAGGAUGCCACCCAUACUUUGAUUGAAGCUUGGGGGUCCCAUUAUUUGGACCUUAACCGAGGUAACCUCCGUCAGAAGCACUGGCAAGAAGUCGCUGACGCCGUUAACGCCGACCAUGCCCACACCAAAAAGCUCCACCGGACCGAUAUCCAGUGCAAGAACCGCAUCGAUACCUUGAAGAAAAAGUACAAACUCGAGAAAGCUAAAUUCUUGCAAUCGAACGGCCGGGUUGUUUCUACGUGGCCGUUUUUCGCAUCGCUGGAUUCUCUCAUCGGGGAUUCUUUUAUCAAGGCCAACGCACCUCCUUCCGGUACUCCUCCGGUGACGAGGAAAAAUUCUCUCGCUGCAAAAAAUACUUCUCCGUCACCGGCGCCUGCGUCUGCGCCGGCUACGAUGACGGUGAGGAAAGAGUUUCCAGUGUUGCCGCCGUUGCCGUCGGCGGUGCCGGUGGGUCCAAGGUCUAAGCGGCCUGCGCCAGCUCCGGCGAUGGGGGAGGAGGCGGUUUUCCGACGGAACUUCUCGGCGAUGGCAGCAGCUGCUGCGGCGGUGGCGGAGGACGACGAGGAUGAGGAAGAGUCUGAUACGUCGAGUGCUGCCGCGGUUGGACUGGGGUCGGGUGGGAUGAGGAGGAAAAAGAGGAGGGGCGCCGCGGGGAAGGUGGCGGCAGAAGGGUAUAGGAAGUUGGCGGAGGCGAUAAGGGGAUUUGCGGACAUAUAUGAGAGAGUAGAGGAGGCGAAACAGAGGCAAAUGGUUGAGUUGGAGAAGCAGAGAAUGCAGUUUGCCAAGGAUUUGGAGAUUCAAAGGAUGAAGCUUUUUAUGGAAUCCCAGGUCCAGCUCGAAAAGCUUAAGCGAUCUAAGCGCAAUUCACAAUCUGGUGAUGGUUACUUGUAGAUGCCUUCUGUGAAAGAUCUCUGUUGUGGAAGUGUUGGCUGAUCUUUUAGAGGAGUACAGGUAGACUCUAGUUCAGCUGUGGAACACCUAGGCUAGUUUUUGCUAGGCAGAUGUUUCUAGAUAUAGUAGUACUUAAUAGGGUUUGCUAGUCUUGACUGUGUGAUAGUUGGACUUUGUACUAUUUGAAGCAUAUCUUCUCUUUCCUUUGACGAUAACAACGUAAGAUAGGAAACUUGUAAAUGGUUGAUAGGUGGCCUCUGUUGUCUCAGCUGUUGUUACUAUAUAUAUAUAUA